AUGGGUCUCAAUGCCGGUGUGGACCACAGGAUAAUUGCUGGCCCUCACCGGCGGCUUGGAGUGCACUCAAUGACACCGUCGGUGGUCAUCUGGUGCAGUUACGCCCAGUGGGAACCGUGUGUCAUGAAGCACAAUACUCCAACGGCUCUUGCAGUGAGCUCAUUCAAAACUUUCGCAAUACUACAUGGCGUGUUGACAAUCCCGUCCGUCUUGGAAGUGCAGGAGGUGGUCCAAUUUGCCGCUUCUAAUCGCCUGCGGCUCGUCGUUCGCAAUACUGGCCACGAUCUGGCAGGUCGUUCAUCGGCCCCCAACUCCCUACAGCUCCAUACCGCUGGUCUUAAGGGUAUCCGUCAUGUUGAAUCGUUUACUCCUCAGGCUCCCGACGGUCUGUCGAUUCCAUCACAGGGUCCGGCGGUGACGGUGGGGGCCGGGGUACUCACAGGAGAGCUCUACUCCGCAGCUGCAGAGGAAGGAUAUACGGUUGUGGGAGGAAGCUGUAGUACUGUCGGUAUUGCGGGAGGUUGGAUGCAAGGCGGUGGCUAUGGUAUUCUCACACCGUCGCGAGGCCUCGGGGUCGACAAUGUGUUGGAGGUCGGCAUCGUCACAGCACAGGGCAUCUAUGUUAUAGCAAACCCGUACCAAAACCAAGACCUCUUCUGGGCCGUUCGUGGGGGCGGCGGGGGCACGUUUGGGGUCAUCGUGCACGUCACGUUCCGUACCUACCCCGAUGUACCUGCAGUCGUCUCGAAGCUGAAUAUUUUCAGUCCCCAUGGGCCGGACUCUGCCUUCUGGGACACUGUUACCGAUCUGCUCCACACGAUCCCUGCCCUUGUCGAUAGCGGCGACGCUGUUCAGGCUUUUGCGAUGCCAGUCCUUCCUGGCAACCAGUCAUUCCUCACUAUCGAGUCCUAUCUCAUCGAUGAUACUCGUGCAAUUGGCCUCAAUGUCCUCAAUGAGCUGCGCACACGCAUCGAGAAGCGUGGAUUAUCAGUGGAGUCAUCCGAUGAGUCCUUCGAUCGAUUGUCCACGUAUCUUGCGGUUCCUAAAGGCUUAGACCAGGCGGGCGUGGGAAUGAUGACUGCGUCGCGACUGGUUUCGCGUGAUUUGAUGACAUCAAUCAAGGGACCUUCUCGAAUUAGCCAGACGUUAGCAGAGCUCAGCUACGGACCUGGAGACGUGCUCAGUUUUGAGGGGACGGCCGGUGGGCCUGCGGUCCAGCGGAAAGACACAGCAGACAGUGCAAUCCAUCCAUCCUGGAGAUCUGCAUUGAUGUCUCUAACUCUGGGUCGCGGCCUACCAUCAGAGCCGGAUUGGGACGCCUAUGACCGUAUUCAGAACGAGCUGGUUAUGACACAACUUCCGGCGCUUCAGUCCCUCGAGGAGGGGGCGAUGGGAGGCUACCUGGGCAUACCAUUCCCAUAUGAGAGCAACCCUUCUCACAUAUUCUGGGGACCCCACUAUGACAAGCUUCUGGCACUCAAAAGACGCUGGGAUCCUGAUGAUUUGUUCAUAACCCGAUUGGGGGUGAACUCGGAGCGGUGGGAUGACGAAGGCAUGUGCCGAGUAGAUUGGAAGCAGCGUUACCUAGGGCAGUAUUAUAAUCUUAUAGAUCGGGUGCAAGCGUGGACAGGACAGGUGGUACCCAAAGUCUCGCCAGCCUGA
Messenger RNA from Penicillium griseofulvum, 1662 nucleotides. Its product is annotated as FAD-binding oxidoreductase. Bases 1 to 1662 code for a protein of 553 amino acids. The record is from RefSeq and is a predicted model, not a curated record. Gene Ontology annotation, molecular function: FAD binding; oxidoreductase activity. NCBI's taxonomy places the organism in Eukaryota, Fungi, Ascomycota, Eurotiomycetes, Eurotiales, Aspergillaceae. The transcript is spliced from 3 exons.